UUUUAGGAUGGGACACAAAACCUCAAAAAACGAGAAAGUGGAAAACCAUGUUGCGUUUCCAACAGCAAAAACGCUCGCCGACCUACCAAACAUUACAAUUACGCACCCGACACCCAUUUACCAACCAGAUACGCCUAAUCCUUUUACUGUUCCACCACCCACACCGCGGGAUACACACAGCUUGAGAUCGUUUAUCGAAGAAACACCAAUAUUACUGGGGUCUAGUGAGCACUCUGGUUCUAGUAGUCCACCUAGAUCAAGCCCACCACCUCCGCCAAGUAUUCCACCGCCGUCUGAUCCGCCUAAAGAUGGAAUAUUCCAUCAUGAAGAUACUAGGAAAAUCUUUGGUUCGUCCGUACUCACAAGAGGUGCCAGUCCGUUGCCCCCAAAACCAGAUGAAUCUCACUACGCUCCUCCAGUUAUAAAACGCCCCAUUUAUUAUGCGAAAGACAAAAUUCAGUUAUUCGAGGCUUUGAACACAAGAGACCGUGACCCGCCUGUAGUUCCAAAAGAGAAAAAAGUUGAAAAGGAAGAGUUAGCAUAUGCAGUGGGUAUUCCACAUGUGAAGUUUGAUUUUGCGAAGCAGGAAAAAAAGGCACCCAAUUUGCAAGAUAAUGCAUCAGUUUCUUCUAUUAAAACAACCGAUGACUACCCAAUCUACAAUGUUCUCAAUGACUACAACUACAGUUCCGGAAAAACAUUUCACAGUGGUGCAUUUCCAAUUGACGCUAAUAGAAAAAAUUUUGGAUUUUGUGGAAGAAGUGGGUCUGGAAAAUCCUCACUGAUUAAUUCUCUGCGAGGCUUGAACAAUGGUGAUCCACAAUCAGCUGGAAGAAGUCAUUGUGACAGAAUGGAGCCAUUUCGGUUUAUUGAAGGAGAGUUUCAACAAAUUGUUCUCUGGGAAAUUCCAUAUCCCAGAACGUUCUCUUCGUCAAGUGUUGUUUUUGACGCCAACAUGGGUUUUGAGAAAUUAUAUGAAAGUCACAAGCUAAAACUAUUCAAACGACUUUUCAUAUUGAUCCCUGACGGCGCCCCUACAGAUGAAGAUAUCACAUUUGCUCGAGUUGCACUGUCUAGACGAACAUCAAUCACCUUUCUCCUAACAAAAAGCGACGAGGACCUUGACGCAGAAAACCGAGAAAACGGGACUAAGCUUGACCAAGCAAUGAAAAGAUCUUAUGAGACUUCAGCGAGAUUAGUAUUUUCUCGUUACCUUCUUUCAAAGGCUCAAAUACUAAAUGACGUGGAACUAUUGUUUGUAAAUGCUCCGACAGCAAGGAAUUUGGUCAGUGGAACUGUUGGAUAUCUUCAUUAUUUGAUGAAUGAAGAACGAUUAUUGGAAUUACUAGAUCUCAAUACUGGAUGCCAUUAUGAAUUAGAAGUAAGGCUUCGAAAAGAAAGAGACAAUACCGAAACCACAAAACCUAUAAAUGGGAAUAUUGAAACAUAUAGAUUAGAAGAGAAGCAAAUACCUCAGGCUCAAGCUUAUGCUGUUAGUCGGCCAACUAUUUUAGCUGAUGCUGGAUUUGAAAUCUCAUUUGGCACUGAUGAUAGGAUAUAUCAAUCCUUGGAGCCGAAAACAAUGAUUCGCAGAGCAGGGAAGACAUGCUUCAACUACGGAUUUAUUGGAGGAAGAGGAGUAGGCAAAUCUUCUCUGAUUGAUGCUAUGAGAGGAAUGUCUUCGAAAAAUCCGUUAUCUGCCACGAAAUUGAAUAAUCGAUCAAAAGCCGGAAGUUGUGAGAGGUUCGAGUUCGAUGAUAAUGUACUCAAGUACAGUGUUACUUUGUAUGAACUUUCGUAUCCGAAGAAAAUCAGUUCCUAUUUCGAGUUUAUCGAUUUGGUCAACGUCGCUUCUUUCACUGCUCUUUUCAUUUUGGUAGAUCAAACACCAAGUGAACAGGAUCUAGCGUUUGCAAAAAUUGCAUACAGACGGAAUACAACGAUAUUAUUUCUAAUUUCAAAAUGCGAUAAAAAGCUAGCAGCCCGAAGCCGAAGUGACGAAAUCCCGGUUUGUGACUUGCUGAAGCAGCGAUAUAUCGACAAGGCUUUGCAAAAGUUUGAUAAUAUAAUGGCAGACAAAGCAGCAGAACUACGGGGAAGAAUCAAUGUAUUCUUUGUGUCUGCACCAGUGUUCAAAGCUCUUCGGAUGGGAGAUCCCAGAGAAAGUCAAUUUGUGCUCCAUGAGCGAGCAAUGUUUGAUUUCCUAAAGUCUCGACGAAUGAUAGCGGAUAUGCUGGACGACCCACCCGGAGAAGGUGUAUACGCUCAAUUAGAUCUAGAUACAGCCGGAGUUCAUUGAUUCAUUGUCUGUGGAGACAACACAAGCUUUAUUAAUAAUAAUAAUAAUAAUUGAAAAUUCAAUUUUUGUCAUACAUAUGUAGUACAUAUAUCUAGUGUCACUUGUACAAUUUAUAAAAAAUGAAAUGAUUUU
Molecule: messenger RNA, 2431 nt
Organism: Caenorhabditis elegans
Lineage: Eukaryota; Metazoa; Nematoda; Chromadorea; Rhabditida; Rhabditidae
Gene: exc-1
Product: IRG-type G domain-containing protein
Exons: 12
Coding region: 8-2299 (763 amino acids)
Cellular component (GO): membrane
Molecular function (GO): GTP binding
Source: RefSeq, marked reviewed